Molecule: messenger RNA, 1113 nt
Organism: Trichomycterus rosablanca
Lineage: Eukaryota; Metazoa; Chordata; Actinopteri; Siluriformes; Trichomycteridae
Gene: sgk2a
Product: serum/glucocorticoid regulated kinase 2a
Exons: 12
Coding region: 1-1086 (361 amino acids)
Biological process (GO): protein phosphorylation
Cellular component (GO): cytoplasm; nucleus
Molecular function (GO): protein serine/threonine kinase activity; ATP binding
Source: RefSeq, a predicted model, not a curated record
AUGGCUCACUAUAACCAGUUAUCACCAACGACACAGAGCAACGUCAACCUCGGAGCAUCAGCCAAUCCGAAUGCCAAACCCACAGACUUCGACUUUCUGGCCGUGAUCGGGAAAGGAACCUUCGGCAAAGUUCUUCUGGCCAAACUCAAAGCAGACGGGAAGUUUUAUGCGGUGAAGGUUCUGCAGAAGAAAGUCAUCCUGAAGAAAAAAGAGCAAAAGAACAUCAUGGCUGAGAGGAACGUACUGCUGAAGAGCCUGAAGCACCCCUUCCUGGUGGGCCUCCAUUACUCCUUUCAGACCUCGGAGAAGCUGUAUUUCGUCCUGGACUAUGUAAACGGAGGAGAGUUAUUUUUCCACCUUCAGAGGGAUCGGUGUUUCUCAGAAGCGCGGGCGCGGUUUUACUCCGCCGAGGUGGCGAGUGCCAUCGGCUACCUGCAUUCCCUCAAUAUCAUUUACAGGGACCUGAAACCUGAAAACAUCCUGUUAGACGCUCAGGGUCACGUGGUGCUGACGGAUUUUGGCCUGUGUAAAGAAGGACUGGAAGCUGAAGCCACCACCUCCACAUUCUGUGGAACGCCGGAGUACCUCGCUCCAGAGGUGCUCCGGAAAGAGCCGUACGACCGCACGGUGGACUGGUGGUGCCUGGGAGCUGUGCUGUUCGAGAUGCUCUUUAGCUUACCUCCGUUUUACCGGCGGGACGUGGCAGAGAUGUACGAUGCCAUCCUGUACAAGCCCCUGCAGAUGCCACCUGGGAAAUCUGACGCCGUGUGCCACCUACUGCACGGACUUCUUCAGAAAGACCACCACCGCCGGUUGGGAGCCAUCGCCGACUUCCUGGAAAUUAAAAACCACGUUUUCUUCAGCCCUAUAAACUGGGAUGACCUCUACCAUAAGCACAUGACCCCUCCGUUCAUCCCCCAUGUGAGAGGGCCGGCUGACCUCCAGAACAUCGACCCGGAGUUCACCAGAGAGAUGGUGCCCGGUUCUGUGAGCAGAACCCCGGAGCUCAGCGCCAGCAUGGCAGCCGGCAGCUCCAACGCCUUCAGCGGCUUCUCCUACGUCUCCAGCGACAGCAGCUUCCUCUAAACCUGUCAUCUUCACAUGGACGUUUCU